Molecule: messenger RNA, 6746 nt
Organism: Neogale vison (American mink)
Lineage: Eukaryota; Metazoa; Chordata; Mammalia; Carnivora; Mustelidae
Gene: AVL9
Product: AVL9 cell migration associated
Exons: 16
Coding region: 181-2124 (647 amino acids)
Cellular component (GO): cytoplasm
Source: RefSeq, a predicted model, not a curated record
GGGCGGCACGGAGCUGCGGGAGCCUCGGCCUCCUCCGGGCCGCCUGCGCGGCCCUCAUGCGGCGCCCUCGCUGACACCUGAAACCCGCCGCUCGCCGUCCUCCUGGGGACCGCGGGGUUCGCCGGGCCCGCCGCCCUUGGCGGUUGAAGUCGGCGGCUUGCGGGCCCGCGGCGGCCGCCCAUGGAGAAGGCCGGGCGGGGAGGCGAUGGCGCCCCCCGGGGGCCCGUACUGCACAUCGUGGUGGUCGGCUUUCAUCACAAGAAGGGCUGCCAGGUUGAAUUCUCUUACCCGCCCCUGAUUCCAGGAGAUGGUCAUGACAGCCCCACUUUACCUGAAGAAUGGAAGUAUUUGCCCUUCCUUGCCUUACCAGAUGGCGCACACAACUACCAGGAAGAUACUGUCUUUUUUCACUUGCCACCCAGAAAUGGAAAUGGAGCCACAAUAUAUGGUAUCUCCUGCUAUCGACAAAUUGAAGCCAAGGCAUUGAAAGUACGGCAAGCAGAUAUCACCAGAGAGACCGUUCAGAAAAGUGUCUGUGUUCUAAGCAAGUUGCCUCUCUAUGGCUUACUUCAAGCAAAACUUCAGCUCAUUACACAUGCGUAUUUUGAAGAGAAGGAUUUUUCCCAAAUUUCCAUCCUAAAGGAGCUUUAUGAGCAUAUGAAUAGUUCCUUGGGAGGAACUUCAUUAGAAGGAUCCCAAGUGUAUCUUGGUCUGUCUCCUCGAGAUCUUGUGCUUCAUUUUCGACACAAGGUCUUAAUCCUGUUUAAACUAAUUCUUCUUGAAAAAAAGGUUCUCUUUUAUAUUUCUCCAGUGAAUAAAUUGGUGGGUGCCCUGAUGACUGUGUUAUCCCUUUUUCCAGGCAUGAUUGAACAUGGUCUCAGUGACUGUUCUCAGUACAGACCCCGAAAGAGUAUGUCUGAAGAUGCUGGGCUUCAUGAAAGUAAUCACCCUGCAGAUGAUUUUGUGUCUAUGUCUGCUCCUGACAUUUCAAAUACCAACUCAGGAACUGUUAAGAAAAUCAUGACAGGAAACCACGGAGGAGAUGCUGUCAUCAAGACCGAAGAACCGUUGCUCCAAGUAGAUGACAGCAGCAAAGGACAGGAACCCAAUGAAACCAGUCAAUAUUUGAAACCUCCUUCUCGCCCAUCGCCAGAGUCUUCAGAAAGUGACUGGGAAACCUUGGAUCCUAGCAUCUUAGAGGACCCUACCUUGAAAGAAAGGGAACAGGGUUCAGAACAGACAAACUCAUUUCCAAAGGAGUCUAUGCCCUCAGACAGUCCUCCAAUUACUGUACAACCUCAAGCUAAUACAGGCCAAGUGGUACUGAUACCAGGGCUAAUUUCUGGUUUGGAAGAAGACCAAUAUGGCAUGCCCCUGGCCAUCUUCACAAAGGGAUAUCUGUGUUUGCCUUACAUGGCAUUGCAGCAGCAUCAUCUUCUCUCUGAUGUCACCGUCCGUGGAUUCGUUGCUGGGGCUACUAACAUCCUUUUCCGCCAGCAGAAGCACCUCAGUGAUGCCAUUGUAGAGGUGGAAGAAGCUCUGAUCCAGAUCCAUGAUCCAGAACUCAGGAAGCUGCUUAAUCCAACCACGGCAGACCUCAGGUUCGCAGAUUACCUAGUGAGACACGUGACGGAGAACCGGGAUGAUGUCUUCCUGGAUGGCACAGGCUGGGAAGGAGGUGACGAGUGGAUCCGAGCCCAGUUUGCAGUCUACAUCCACGCACUCCUGGCUGCCACACUGCAGUUAGAUAAUGAAAAGAUUUUAUCGGACUAUGGGACAACCUUUGUUACAGCAUGGAAGAAUACUCACAACUACAGGGUGUGGAACAGCAACAAGCAUCCAGCACUUGCAGAAAUAAAUCCGAACCAUCCUUUUCAAGGCCAGUACUCCGUGUCAGACAUGAAGUUAAGAUUCUCACAUUCUGUCCAAAACAGUGAACGUGGCAAAAAAAUUGGAAACGUCAUGGUCACAACCAGCCGAAAUGUUGUACAAACAGGAAAAGCUGUUGGCCAGUCAGUUGGAGGAGCCUUUUCCAGUGCAAAGACAGCUAUGUCUUCUUGGCUUUCUACUUUCACCAGUCCCGCCCCCCAAAGUCUCACUGAGCCCCCCGACGGGAAACCCUGAGCAAGGCGUCCAGAGGCUACUGUCACUUCCUUAGGUUUAAAUGUCUCCCGUCUGUCUGCUGCUCCAGACUGUUCUCUUCAUCGGCCACAGGUCCACAGUAGGGGACCAGGACGUCGAACUGUUUACAGGGACAGUUGUCCUCUGUCUAAUUGAAUGUCGCAGGAUGCUGGAAAGAUGAAAUUGCAGCCAUAGCAGGGAUGGCUUUCCAGGUUGGGGUUUAAAUUGACUACUUUUAUUUCAGUCUGAGCCUGAUUAAAACACAGUGAAACUUCUAAUGAAUUUUCAGUUCUGAUAGUGUACAUUUGUUUACUUUAGACAAGUUUUUACUUAUGUAAAUUUUGUUCUCUUUUCCUGUUUGAAUAUCCAGGUGGCCACUGUCAUUUAUAUGUGCUAAAAUUAAGUUAUAUUACUAUUCUGAUUUCUCUCAAGUUGGCCCUAAAAUGUGCUUAUAAAGUGAAGGGGCCAUACAAUCCAGCCCUUUGUUAUUACUUUGCUGAGUUAUAUGAUGAUUUUUUUUUGUUGGUUUUCUGCCCACAAAAUAUAUUUAUCAGUUCACUUCCUCCCAGAAACAUGAAAACCAGAGGUGGUAGUUCUGAGGAUGGAGUGUUUUGUUUCAUGUUUUUAAUUUAUUCUUUCCCAGUCCUAAACACUUGCUCUGAGGCGUCAAGGAGUGUCACUGUGCUUUCUUCCUCUUCCCAACUGUGCAGGUGGGUGUGCAGAGAAAUAGCAUGGUGCAGUGGUGUUCAAGCAGGUUAACAUGAGUGUAUUUACAGCGGAGACUCUGGAAGACCUCAGUGUUAGUUCUGUCGACCCUAAUUAUGUUGCAGUCUUCUACAAGCAUUUUUUAACCCACAGUUUGUGCCUUCUGUUUCUUCUUUUGAACCGUUUUCCAGAUGUACAGGUUUUUUUCUUAGUCUUAUUCUUCAUACAGCUUUUCAAGGUGUUUGGCCUUCCCACUCCCCGAUGGAAAAUCCUUCUGUAAUCAGUCCCUACCCCCUUAUGAAAGUAUUUAUAAAAGAAAAACAAGAUGAUCCAUAAAUAUUAAGUAGAAAUCUCAUCUUUGCUCACAUUUAGAAAACCGAGAGGCAAGAGAAGAAAAAAACAGCCACAGUUUUCACAAAGGACCUCUGGUUUCACUUUAGAUGCAUGCGUGUGUGUGCUAUCUACUGAAGAUAUUUACACAACUGGACCUCCUGUAUCUGCUGUGCUCAGCUCUCAUUUGCUUUUCAAGGGGACUUUGGAUGGGUGUUCUCAGGGAGUACUUAACAGGGGAAAAACUGCUUGUUCAGUAACCAAGGACACUUGGAAAAUACAUUGUGAGUAUGAUCUACAUAUGAUAGAGUAUUGGGAAAACAUUUAAUUAAGGAGAACACUUGAUUAUAUUUGAUUUAUCCCUUAAGAAUGGGACGCCUGGCUGGCUCAGUUGGUAGAUCAUGUGACGCUUGAUCUCAGGGUCAUGAGUUCAAGCUCACAUUGGAUGUGUAGCCUACUUAAAAAAAUAAAAUCUUUUUAAAAAAUUAAGUGUUUACUUAAGCAAAUUUUUCUAGAGCAUGUGGAAUGGACAUAGGGAUGUAAUUCUAAAUAUCUCUAAAUUUUCCAAUUUGCGUUUUAACGCAAGUCCAGCAAAUCUGAAAGUGUAUUUCCAUUUGAGACAAUAACUCAGAAAUUCAGUGAUCAUCAGUGAAAGGGCUUAUGGUGAGAACUCUCUUAAUUCCACUUCUGCUGGGAAACAGCCUUCUCAGGAAAUAUUAUUUGAAGAGAAGAAAAUAAUACCAAACAAAACCUUAAAAGGUACUUUAAUCAGUGUUGCACUUAAAGAAUUCAUUCUAACAUCUUGUUUCAUGAGGCCACAUCAUUAGUUGGAGUGUCAUAGUGUGGUUGUGCAGUUGGUGUUGGUGUGCAGUUGUUCCCUCUCACCUGCCCAAAGUUCACAGAGCUGAGCGCACCGCGGCCGGUGAGCCAGCACACUGCCGGCCCAUCCUCCACUUCGCAUGGUGUGAGGGCUUAGGGUAAACUCCCAUCUCUCACUGUUCAGAAGCAGGCCAGUCCACAUUUUGAUACCCCACUGAAAUAAAAGUAGUUUAACUUUACUUUAGGAUCACUUGUUCCCCAUUUUUAUAUAUACUUUUAAUGAACUUUCUGUUCAUGUUUCUGGUUAAGAGUUCAACUCUUAAGGUGGUUAUUUAACUGGCUUUCAACAUAAAUUGAAUAUCUCAAAAGAUAGAACUUUUGUUGGAGAAGUAGUCAAAAGACCGAACCAUAUUUCCUUCAGGUUCUGGGAGGCAUUGGAGUUUCAGAGAGCAUAAGCUAAUAUGUUGUUGGCAGGGGCCCAGGGGCAGCCAGCACACUUGAUGUCAGGAAGCCUGGCCCUUGUCGCAUGAGCCUGCGUGCUUGUCCCUUGGAUUCCAGGUGUCAGCUAAGUGGCCAGCCCCAGAGGCUGUAGCCUCCUUGGCUCUUUGAGCGAUAGGAGCCAACCUUAGGCCAUCUUUGGACAUCUCAGUAGUAAAGGUGGAUGUUUCGUUGGGCCAUACUUGCUCCAGUGCUUUUCUGUCUAAGAAUUGAGUAUUUCUAAGUAGGCCUGGGGGAGUUAAGGUCAGCCAAGCUUUUCCAGGGUGUGCCAGGCACAUGGACUGCAUCUAUAACUUGCUGGUGGCCUCACUACCAUCUAGGUAAGUCAAAGGAGUGCUGGCAGUAAGUUCCUGGCAUUAUUUAGUUCCUACUAAGGCAUUGUAAUGACAGUUUACAUAGGGAAGGAAAAGAGUUAAGGCUACCAACCGCCUGUCAUGAGCUAAGUGAAUAGAAAAAGUUGCAUGUCAGAGUGAGGCAUAGUUACCUUGAGUAUGCAUUUGACUCUUGUAACCAGGGUGAGUAGCCUGUCCCCAGAUCCACUAGUGAUGUGCUAGCACCCAGGCUCUGAAACAAUCCUUAUCUACUUUUUGCUCUAAGAAACAGUGGAAAUAUACACGGGCAGUGAACCAGAGCAAAUGACGUGAUUUCCUCAACGUUAUCUUGUUUUCUGAGUUCUAUAUUAAGCAUUGCUUUUUUUUUUUUUAAAGAAUAAUUUACUUUAGAAAGGCAAGGAGAAAGCAUAUUAGAAGGGAGACAAGUAGACAACUUGGAAGUUGCAAGGCUGAGAAACAAGUUACUUAAAAUCUGAUUGAAGGUAUUUUGAGAGCAGUAUUUAAUGUGCUAAAGGUUAUAAGAAUUCUUUUACAAAGAAGUUAGAAUUUUAAUCUACUAACUACAGGUUUUUAAAUGAAGCUAUAACAUUACCUCCCUGACAGGCAGGUUUUGUUCUUUCUUUGUUUUGUGGAAGUUACAGCCAGCCAGUGGUUUUUCCCCCCCCCCCUCUGGGCCUCAUGAUGAGUUGGGGAGCAGUCAGCUCUGUGAGGGGCAGUGAGCUGAUCUUGAACCGCAUGAACUUUUAUCUGUGUCACAGUUUGGGGAAGUAGCCUUUUAGAAUGGUAGCUGCUAAAUAUCACCCACGUUUCAUUGGGCAGUUGGUUGGGACUCUUGAAAUGACAUCACCAUUUGCAUGCUCUGACUCUUUGACCAGAGGUGGCACAGCAUUUAUGGCCUUUCCACCCAAAUCAGUGGUAGCCUCUGAGGCUGACAGGGAGCGCAAUCCCAGCUUCUAGAAGAUGAUUGUCCUUCCACACAACACGGCCUAGAGUUUUUCAUUCCAGGUCUUUGGACUUCAUGACAUUGGAAUUGUUUUGUCAUAAUUUCUAACAUUCCAUAAAUACUUGUCAAGGACAAAGAAAAGGAAUGUGGACCUUUAUUCUUUUCGUAUAAAUAACUUUGUACACAUGACUUCCUGCUUUCCUAUGAAGGGGAAGAAAUUAGCUCCUCCCUUGUAUGGUAACUCCAGAAUUAAACGAUUGUGCACGUAGAGGGGUUGAGUAUAUUUUGUAAAACUCUAAUGAUUUGUAUUUCUGUGCUGUUCUGAACUUUACCUUUUUACUUAUAUUAAUUAAAGAUAUAGAAACUAUAUAUUUAAAUCAUGUAAAUGGGAUACAAUUUAGGGGGUUUUUUCCAGUCUUAUUUUUCAUCAGCUUCUCACAUACACAUAGUAUGCUGCUCAAAUUUUUUCGUGUGCAAUAUAAACAUUUGAACAUUUCAGUCAGGUACUGAGCCAGAAAAGGUAACUGAAGUUUUUUAAGAAAGCUUCUGUGCUUAGAAAAUAUUUGUUUUCUUGAAAUAUUAAUUUAUAGCUGGAAAAAAACGGGAUCAAGACUUAUGUGUUUCAGGCCACUUGGUCAUUGUUUCCUAAGUUUAAGAAGCAUUUGAUUAAGAAGUUGGUGAAAGCAUUUAGUGGUCACAAAAACAGUUAAACAUUUGAGAUUAAAGGCUUCCUACAAACCCUCUCUAAGAAAGUUUAGCUAAGAAAUCUUAGAAACUUUUCUGAGAAGGUUUAGCUAUGGCACAUGUUUUGAUUGGAAAAAUAGUUCCUCUUUGCUCCAGUAGUUUUUGUAAUUUGUACUAGUUCUUUGUUUCUGUUGUCAUUUGUUUAAAAAAAUGUUAAAAUUAUAAAUCACGUCUAAUCAUAGUGAAUUGUAAAACUUCUACUGUAUCUUUAUUUUAAGGAAAAAUAAGAAUAAAAUUAUCCUGUUGGUCCUGCA